Molecule: messenger RNA, 2245 nt
Organism: Hydractinia symbiolongicarpus
Lineage: Eukaryota; Metazoa; Cnidaria; Hydrozoa; Anthoathecata; Hydractiniidae
Exons: 2
Coding region: 534-2180 (548 amino acids)
Source: RefSeq, a predicted model, not a curated record
UUAUUAUUAUUAUUAUUAUUAUAUAGCGUAUGAAAUUAUAAUGGUCCGUGAUUCUAUGUGCGAUUAUCUUACACCCUAAACACAUUAAAUACUUUACAUGUUCCAAUUUUUUAAAAAAGAACCAUUUUUAAGGAACUUGGUGUUCUUUAACAACUUAUUAAAACAUUGUUAUAAAAGCGGAAUGUAUUGUUCUAUUGUUACUCACAAGACAAGAACGUGUCGUUCCCAUAGGGAAUUUGAUGGAAUUUAUGUGACGGUAUAUAUCGUUCCACUCUAUUUGUUCCGUUGAAUUCUUUUAUAUAUCAUAACGAUAAUAUAUGCGAAAUGAUUAUCUUGAGGAAUAGUUAUUUAAUUAUGAAUACUCUGCAGUCUAAUUUAUAUUGUGCCACUUGAAAUAAUUCCGUUUUCGCUGCUACCUUAACUCUGCUAUGGAGAGCGUCCUUCAUUAUAAAAAGGAAUUGUUUUAAUGAGAAGUUUCUCAACUAAUACUUUGUAUACGAAGUAAAGUAUAAGAGAACUUUAAAGAAAUCGGAAUGACAAAACGAGUCUUGCAAAAGCCUGCGUGGAAAGAGGCAUUGGGAGCCUCAAUGAGAUCGAAAAGGCUUAAGUUAAUGCCUGAUAAAGAUAACCGCUUUUGUUGUCCUGUGGCUGAUUGUGACAGCGAGUCGUAUGGAAGUAAAAGAGGGUGUAGAAAACAUGUCUAUAACCGUCAUGGAUGGUUUUAUUAUUUCGAUAAAAGACCGAAUAUCGACGAAGUACUUCCCCACUUCAGUACGAGAAAUCGCAUAAAAGAUCCCCAAAGAAAGCGCGCCUCCACAUUUUCAAUGCCGUCUUUUGCUAAAACAUGUAAUUUGGCAGUUGCAUUUAGGACAUGGUUAAAAAGUCCAGGUGGUGGUGGUAAAGAUCAUUCUCAGGCCGAUCAAAUAACUUGUAAAGUUUUAAAGUAUGCCAAAUAUUGCUGCGAGGAUUCUCCUUCGGUAUGGGAAGUACCAUUCCCUGUUAUCGACUACUGUGUUGGCUCUAUUAAUAUGCUUUCUGAUUUCGUAGAUUUUUUGAGAGACCAAUGGAAGGUUGGCUUCUCAGGAAUAAUUGGCUACAUGAAUGCUAUUGGGCACAUGCUUGAUUACAGACGAAGCACAGGUACGACUGAAAAAAAUUUGUCGGUAUUUGUUGCUGCAGAGAUUUAUUUGCACCGUGUUAAGAAAUUCCUCCUUCGUAAAAUGAAAGCUGAAUGGAAGUGUAUCUUAAGUGUUGAAUAUCUAAACAGUAUAGACUGUUGGGCGACACUAUAUGAUUUACAAAAGGUGAUACCAUACCAUAGUGAAAAAUAUAAACAAAUUGUGUUAAAUGCUAAAAACGCAAGUGCAUGUGUCGCAGCACACGAUUUAUCAUUUUCGACUUCCUUCAUAGUAGCUGUAUUAUUUUUAAUGGUGAAGGCUUCAAGACCCAUGACGUAUCAAACUCUUACAGUAACAAUGAUUAAAGGCGUGAAAGAGGAUGGUUUUAUAGAUCAGAAUGUCUUUAAAACUGCGGAGAAAUACGGAUUUGACUCUCUUUAUUUUUCCAUAGAUGUACUCACACUAAUAAACGAAUACAUUGACAAUGUACGACGAAGAUUGAACCCCACCAACGAUUAUCUACUAGUGUGUCGAAAUGGUAAGCAGUUGACGCGUAUUUCGGACGUAUUCGGUAGAAUUGUUUAUCAAGCAAUUGGUAAGUAUAUAAAUCCUACACGAUAUAGGCAAAUCAUCGAAACCGAAAGUGUUGCACACUUAGAAACAAAAGAACAAGCAAUUCUUUCUCAAGAUCAAAAACACACGUCGCAGGUAGCUAAAGUUCAUUACCAGAAGACUGAAUCGCGCAAUAUAGCUGCAAAAGCCAGGUUAUGUAUGGAUAAAUUACGAGAUCAAACAACGUGUACUUUAACUGUAAGCGAAAUCAAUAGUAACACCAAAAAUGUGAAAACGUCUGGAAGUACUUUGGAACACGAAACACCUGUUCAAACGAGACAGAAAAAAGUUAGUUUUAGUGCCAUGGAGGACAAGUUUUUACAAGCUGGGCUACAAAAAUAUGGCAAUGCAAAAUGGACUUCCAUUCUCGCAGAUCCUAACUACUCCUUUCAUUGUAGCCGUAAAGCUAGUACAUUGGCGGUUAGAGCGAAGACAAAACAAUUUAUAUAAGUUUAAAUUGUAUUUAUAAUAAAAAUAACUUUGUAAAUUUACAAAGAUUUUUGAAAACCAGAAUA